This is a messenger RNA of Marmota monax (woodchuck), 2089 nucleotides long. It is a transcript of the gene Ankrd13d, whose product is annotated as ankyrin repeat domain 13D. The transcript is spliced from 15 exons. Gene Ontology annotation, molecular function: protein binding. The coding region runs from base 118 to 1935 and encodes 605 amino acids. Lineage: Eukaryota; Metazoa; Chordata; Mammalia; Rodentia; Sciuridae. Gene Ontology annotation, cellular component: cytoplasm. The record is from RefSeq and is a predicted model, not a curated record.
GCUGGGGCGCGGCUCCGAGCGAAGGCUAGGGCGCCGCGCCAGGCCCGAAGCCGAGCGGGGCUGGGCCGCCCCCGCCGCGCCUGCUUGCCCGCCCGGGAUGCGGCGCUGAGGCCCAGCAUGGCUGGCCCGGGCCCCACCUUCCCGCUGCACCGGCUCGUCUGGGCAAACCGGCACCGCGAACUGGAGGCCGCGCUGCACAGUCGCCAGCACGACAUUGAACAGGAGGACCCCCGAGGUCGGACCCCCCUGGAACUGGCUGUGUCCCUGGGGAACCUGGAGUCUGUGAGAGUCCUCCUUCGACACAACGCCAAUGUGGGCAAAGAGAGCCGUCAGGGCUGGGCAGUCCUGCAGGAGGCGGUCAGCACUGGAGACCCAGAGAUGGUGCAGCUGGUGCUCCAGUAUCGCGACUUUCAGAGGGCCACGCAGAGGCUAGCUGGCAUUCCAGAGUUGCUCAACAAACUCCGCCAGGCCCCCGAUUUCUACGUGGAGAUGAAGUGGGAGUUUACCAGUUGGGUGCCCCUUGUGUCCAAGAUGUGCCCGAGUGAUGUGUACCGAGUGUGGAAGCGGGGUGAGAGCCUCCGGGUGGACACCAGUCUCCUGGGGUUUGAGCACAUGACCUGGCAGCGUGGCCGGAGAAGCUUCAUCUUCAAGGGCCAGGAGGCAGGAGCCCUGGUGAUGGAAGUGGACCAUGACCGGCAGGUGGUGCACACAGAGACACUAGGGCUUGCUCUGCAUGAGCCCGAAGCACUGCUGGCCGCCAUGCGGCCCAGCGAGGAACAUGUGGCCAGUCGCCUCACCUCCCCUAUCGUCUCCACCCACCUGGACACUCGCAAUGUGGCCUUUGAGAGGAACAAAUGUGGUAUCUGGGGAUGGCGGUCUGAGAAGAUGGAAACUGUCAGCGGCUACGAGGCCAAGGUGUACAGUGCCACCAAUGUGGAGCUGGUGACACGCACACGCACGGAGCACCUAUCUGAUCAGGACAAGUCGAGGAGCAAAGGGGGGAAGACUCCGUUCCAGUCCUUCCUGGGGAUGGCCCAGCAGCACUCCUCCCACAGCGGGGCUCCUGUGCAGCAGGCAGCCAGCCCUACCAACCCUACAGCCAUUUCCCCCGACGAAUACUUUGACCCCAGCUUCAGUCUGGAGUCCAGAAACAUCGGCCGCCCCAUCGAGAUGUCCAGCAAAGUACAGAGGUUCAAGGCCACAUUGUGGCUGAGUGAGGAGCAUCCCCUUUCCCUGGGUGACCAGGUGACGCCCAUCAUUGACCUGAUGGCCAUCAGCAAUGCUCACUUUGCCAAGCUGCGUGAUUUCAUCACCCUGCGCCUCCCACCUGGCUUCCCCGUCAAGAUUGAGAUUCCCCUCUUCCACGUGCUGAAUGCCCGCAUCACCUUUAGCAACCUAUGUGGCUGUGAUGAGCCCCUGGGCUCCGUGUGGGUGCCCGCCCCCAGCACUGCCGUGGCCGCUUCAGGGAGCCCUUUCCCAUGUGAGGUAGACCCCACCGUGUUUGAGGUGCCCGAGGGAUACAGUGUGCUGGGCGCAGAGCGCAGCGAGCCCCUUCGAGACGAAGAUGAUGACCUGCUGCAGUUUGCCAUCCAGCAGAGCCUGCUUGAGGCAGGCACAGAGGCCGAGCAGGUGACUGUUUGGGAAGCCCUGACCAACACACGUCCUGGCACUCACCCUCCUCCCCAAAACACAGUGUAUGAGGAGCAGCUUCAGCUGGAGCGGGCCCUCCAGGAAAGCCUGCGGCUGUCCACAGGGUCCAGGGGUCCUGGAUCUCCUCAGAGGACGCCCCCAUCCCCUGUCCCUCCAAGCUUUGAGGAGCAGCUUCGACUGGCCCUGGAGUUGUCUUCGCGGGAGCAAGAGGAGCUGGAGCGGCGGGGGCAGCAGGAGGAGGAGGAUUUACAGCGGAUCCUGCGGCUGUCGCUCACUGAGCACUGAGCCAUCUGGCCCUGGGAGGGGGUCUGUCCCAAGACUCUCUCGCCUGCUUUUGUAAUUUGUUUAUUUAUUUAUAAACUGCUGCUGAGCUGGGGGCCUGGAGCCCUAGGAGUGGGCUGGCAGUGGGAACCAAGAUGGAAAUAAACCGUCAGCAACA